GGCUGUGUGGGAUUGAGGCAGGACUGUAGUGUGCAGAGCACAGCGUCAUGACCCAGCUGCUUCUGGCCCUCUGGGCAUCUCUGAUGUUUGUGGAGCUGACCUGGGACUUGAUGAUCAUGGCGGCACCGGCCCAAAACCUGAGCUGCUUCCAGUGUUUCAAGGUCUCCCACUUCAACCAGUGUAAGCCCAAGAAGUGCCAGGCCAACGAAAACGUCUGUCUGAGCAACGAGGUGCUCCUUUACUCUAACACAAGGAGCAGAGUUCAGAUCAGCAAGCGCUGUGCCAUCGGGUGUUCCAACUCCAACAGUCUCUAUGAGUGGCCAGUGAACAAUAUAUUUCACGCCAAGAUCACCAGGCAAUGCUGUUCAGUAACUCUCUGCAACAGAGCACCCGACAACCGGGACCUACCAGAGAAGCUCCUGCCGCCAAUGGCUCUGAGCCUCCUCUGCACCCUGCUGUCCACACCUGUCCUGUGACACCCCCCCCCCCAACACACACACCCUUCUAGCACCUCCUGGUUUCCACUUCAAAUGGCUAUCCCACCUUCAUCCAUUCCAGGACUUGCAAGGUGAUGCUCAGUCGCUGAGGUAGAAAAGAGGACA
Molecule: messenger RNA, 602 nt
Organism: Meriones unguiculatus (Mongolian gerbil)
Lineage: Eukaryota; Metazoa; Chordata; Mammalia; Rodentia; Muridae
Gene: Ly6l
Product: lymphocyte antigen 6 family member L
Exons: 3
Coding region: 48-476 (142 amino acids)
Cellular component (GO): plasma membrane
Source: RefSeq, a predicted model, not a curated record